UAAAAACCCCUUGGGAUUUUCCCUUUUAAUACCCACAUCAAAUUUCUCUCGAUUCUAAUUCACAUAGUCAAAGAUGGCAUCUCAGACUACAGUCCUCAAGGUUGGUAUGUCAUGCCAAGGCUGUGUUGGAGCUGUGAAAAGGGUUCUUGGCAAACUGGAAGGUGUGGAAUCAUAUGACAUUGAUUUUGAUGCACAAAAGGUGACAGUGAAAGGCAAUGUGCCACCCGAGACAGUUCUGCAAACUGUUACCAAAACUGGCAAGAAGACUGCCUACUGGGAGGCAGAAGCACCAGCAGAACCCGAAGCAAAGCCUGCAGAAGCUGUGGCUGCUGCAUAAGAGUAUUUUCCUGUUUAAUAUUGUAAUAGUUGGCUUAAUAUGCAGGUUCUCAUUGAAUGUUAUAUGACGCACCGUAAACUAAUGAAGCUCCCUUGAGCCUGUUUGUAAGCUACAAUAUUUCCUUCUGAGCCUGCUGUAUGAAUUUCUGUAUAAAUAAUUGAAAUGUGACAAUGUGGUGGUAUGUUAUCCGUUCCCUCAA
This is a messenger RNA of Rosa chinensis, 536 nucleotides long. RefSeq names its product copper transport protein ATX1. The transcript is spliced from 3 exons. Lineage: Eukaryota; Viridiplantae; Streptophyta; Magnoliopsida; Rosales; Rosaceae. Bases 74 to 337 code for a protein of 87 amino acids. Gene Ontology annotation, molecular function: metal ion binding. The record is from RefSeq and is a predicted model, not a curated record.